This is a messenger RNA of Rhineura floridana, 939 nucleotides long. RefSeq names its product olfactory receptor 12D1-like. Bases 1 to 939 code for a protein of 312 amino acids. Gene Ontology annotation, cellular component: membrane. NCBI's taxonomy places the organism in Eukaryota, Metazoa, Chordata, Lepidosauria, Squamata, Rhineuridae. Gene Ontology annotation, biological process: G protein-coupled receptor signaling pathway. Gene Ontology annotation, molecular function: olfactory receptor activity; G protein-coupled receptor activity. The transcript has a single exon. The record is from RefSeq and is a predicted model, not a curated record.
AUGGAGAACCAGACUCUGCAUGAGUUCAUCCUCUUGGGUUUGACAAAUAACCCCAGACAGCAACGUAUUCUUUUCACACUUUUCCUGCUGCUGUACAUAGCAUGUUUGCUGGGGAAUGGGGCCAUUUUGGCAGUAGUCCUGGCUGAACCACAGCUCCACACCCCCAUGUAUUUUUUUCUGGGAAAUCUCUCAUGCCUGGACAUAUGCUACUCUACAGUUACUGUGCCACGAAUGUUGAGCGAUUUCCUCAGGGGCCACAACACUAUUUCUUUUAUUGGCUGCCUGACUCAGCUCCACUUCUUCCACUUCCUGGGCAGCAGUGAGGCUCUGCUUCUUGGUGUUAUGGCAGUCGACCGCUAUGUGGCCAUAUGCAACCCUCUACGUUACACCAUCAUUAUGAGCAAAUGGGCUUGCCUUGCACUGGCUAUGGCCACCUGGACUGCUGGUUUCUUUCAUGCCCUGAUGCACACAGUGGUGACAUCCCAGCUAUGGUUUUGUGGACCCAAUUGUGUUCAGCACUUUUUCUGUGACAUCAAGCCCCUGCUAAAAUUGGCUUGCAGUAGCACUUCCCUCAACAUCACCCUCCUUAACAUUGUCACUGGUUCUAUUGCUCUGAGUUCCUUCUUUCUCACUCUUCUCUCCUACCUCUAUAUCAUCUCCUUCCUCUUCUUCAAAGUCCAGUCAUGGCAGAGCCGUUGGAAGGCCUUCUCCACCUGUGCUUCCCACCUGACAGUUGUGGCUGCCUUCUAUAUCCCAGUUCUUUCCAAUUAUGUGCUUGCUUCUGCCAAUGGGUCUUCUGAAAGAGACAUGGCCACCUCUGUCUUGUACAGUGCAGUAACGCCUGUUUUAAAUCCUCUAAUUUACACUUUGAGGAAUCAAGAGGUGAAAUCUGCUUUGAAAAAGAUUUUAAAACAGAAACUCCUCUUUGGAAGACCAUGA